CACCAGUGAUCAUCACUCGCUAGGUAGCUACUCCCAGGGCAGCAGAAGAAACAACCUGAUUCUGUUUCUCUGAGCUUUGAAGCUAAAAAUUUCCCUCAAUUUCUUCAUCUGUUUUGUUCUGUUCCGUUCCAAGAGGGUUGAUCAGUCUUGAGACGAAAAGCAGUUUAGUGUCUAAAUUAGCAAUGGCUGGGAGUGGAGUUUUUGCUGAGAUUACUGAUGGAGAUGAGUUCAAGUACUACAUUGAAGGGGAGUGGAAGAAGUCUGCCUCUGGGAAAUCUGUUUCUAUCAUUAAUCCAACUACGAGAAAAACUCAGUACAAAGUACAAGCAUGUACACAAGAAGAGGUUAACAAGGUAAUGGAAAUAGCUAAGGCUGCACAAAAGUUAUGGGCCAAAACUCCACUUUGGAAGCGCGCAGAGCUGCUUCACAAGGCCGCUGCUAUUCUCAAAGAGCACAAAGCGCCAAUUGCAGAAUGUCUAGUAAAGGAGAUUGCAAAACCAGCAAAAGAUGCUGUCACUGAGGUCGUGAGGUCUGGAGAUCUGGUUUCUUACACUGCUGAAGAAGGAGUAAGGAUUUUGGGACAGGGCACAUACUUGGUCUCUGAUAGUUUUCCUGGAAAUGAGAGGACCAAAUACUGCCUCAGUUCCAAGAUCCCACUUGGUGUUGUCCUAGCCAUUCCCCCCUUUAACUAUCCUGUUAACCUUGCCGUCUCCAAACUAGCACCUGCAUUGAUUGCUGGGAAUUCUAUUGUUCUCAAGCCUCCUACUCAGGGUGCUGUGUCAGCCCUACAUAUGGUUCAUUGUUUCCACUUAGCUGGUUUUCCAAAGGGCCUUAUUAACUGUGUCACUGGGAAAGGUUCUGAGAUUGGUGAUUUCCUCACCAUGCAUCCUGGUGUGAACUGUAUAAGCUUUACUGGCGGUGACACUGGGAUUGCAAUCUCAAAGAAAGCAGGCAUGAUCCCCUUACAAAUGGAGCUGGGAGGAAAAGAUGCUUGUAUUGUCCUUGAGGAUGCAGAUUUAGAUUUGGUUGCAGCAAAUAUUAUCAAAGGAGGUUUUUCUUACAGUGGUCAAAGGUGCACAGCUGUUAAGGUUGUUUUGGUGAUGGAAUCCGUGGCUGAUGAUCUUGUUGCAAAAGUAAAUGCCAAAGUAGCAAAACUAAAAGUUGGACCUCCCGAAGAUGAUUGUGAUAUAACUGCAGUUGUCUCAGAGUCAUCAGCAAACUUCAUUGAAGGGUUAGUUGUGGAUGCUAAGCAGAAGGGAGCAACAUUUUGCCAGGAAUAUAAAAGAGAGGGUAAUCUAAUCUGGCCACUUUUGCUAGACCAUGUGAGGCCAGACAUGAGGAUAGCAUGGGAGGAGCCAUUUGGGCCAGUUUUGCCAGUGAUUAGGAUUACCUCUGCUGAAGAAGGAAUUCACCAUUGCAAUGCAAGCAAUUUUGGCCUACAGGGUUGUGUCUUCACCAAAGAUAUCAACAAAGCUAUGUUGAUCAGCGAUGCCAUGGAGACGGGAACCGUCCAGAUUAACUCCGCUCCAGCUCGUGGACCUGAUCAUUUUCCCUUCCAGGGAAUUAAGGACAGUGGAAUAGGAUCACAAGGCAUCACCAAUAGCAUUAACAUGAUGGUUAAGGUCAAGAGCACUGUGAUUAACUUGCCAUGCCCAUCCUACGCAAUGGGCUAAUGAUUUCAAUAGCUAAUUAGCACCAAUAAUUUCCGUGUGUUGUUAACAACAACACAGCAACUAUAUAGAAUAACCUCUAUUCUGUUUUUGCACUAUAUAAAUAUGUUGUUUGAUGGAGCAGCCCCCUAUUGUCUAUUUUGAUGAUGCAAAUUGAGGCAUUUACCCAAUUGUGUU
Molecule: messenger RNA, 1847 nt
Organism: Coffea eugenioides
Lineage: Eukaryota; Viridiplantae; Streptophyta; Magnoliopsida; Gentianales; Rubiaceae
Product: NADP-dependent glyceraldehyde-3-phosphate dehydrogenase
Exons: 9
Coding region: 183-1673 (496 amino acids)
Molecular function (GO): lactaldehyde dehydrogenase (NAD+) activity
Source: RefSeq, a predicted model, not a curated record